GAGACAACGUUGAUGGGACAAUGGCUAAUAGUUGUCCCGACGGGACAACCAUUUGCCAUUGUCCCGUUGCAGUCACGUGAUUUUCCUGAAGUAGGCGUGACCUUAUAUUGCGCGCAAUAAUAAGCCUGAACCCACGUCUGAACCCACCUUUAGUAUUGGAAAAUGGAAAAUUGGAUUAGGCUUCCCCAAUACAACUAGAUCCGUGCUAUUUCAUCAUUCAACAAGUAAGGUUGCUUGGCUGCUCUGAAUUUCCAGCAAAGCUCGUUCGUACUAAUGGCUGACAUGGUGAAGGAUGAGAAAUGUAUAUUCUGCUCUAUUCAAGAGUUCCCAACUGAAAAAUUAUAUGAAGAUGAAGAAUAUUUAGCCUUUAAGGAUAUCAAACCUGCUACAUCUUAUCAUUAUUUAAUCAUCCCACGAAAUCACAUAAAAAAUAUCUCUAAUUUAACAUCAGCAGAUAUUUCUCUUGUGAAAAGAUUAGUAGAGAUUGGUGAAAGAGUUUUAAAGAAUAAUUCUGCAAGUGUAUCUGAUGCAAGGUUUGGUUUCCAUGUACCGCCAUUUAACAGCAUUCAACACUUACAUUUACAUGUUAUAUCUCCUGUAAAUGAAAUGGGUUUCAUUAGUAAACUGAUAUUCAGGCCUGACUCUUACUGGUUUAUAACUGCAUCUACUUUAAUUGAGAAAUUAAGUAAAGGUUGCCAGAGAGAAGACUAAUAUAUUUCUGUUUGUAAAUGUCUAUGCUAUUUUUGUAGCAUUAUUAUUUAAUAAAGUUAUUUUUUUGUUCUA
Molecule: messenger RNA, 783 nt
Organism: Argiope bruennichi
Lineage: Eukaryota; Metazoa; Arthropoda; Arachnida; Araneae; Araneidae
Product: adenosine 5'-monophosphoramidase HINT3-like
Exons: 6
Coding region: 274-711 (145 amino acids)
Molecular function (GO): catalytic activity
Source: RefSeq, a predicted model, not a curated record